UCUAUACGCUUCGUCCCGAUGCUGAGAUAAAGCUUAUUGCAAGACAUCGUUCGUCCGUCGUUCGUUCUGUCGGCGGCGGGCGCGUGGCUGGCAGCCAUAAUGGCACUCUGUCGACGUUGUCGCGACUUCGAUGUCCAGUGCUUUCAAAGAAACACUUUCAGAUACAGGGGUUAUCCCCUGGAAGCCGUGAUAAACUCAGCGGGCUCGGGGUGCUCUUUUUGCAGUCUUUUACUCCAACAUCUGAAGUCGUCUGACAAUGGAAAUCAACACAGUUAUCUCAACAUAGCGCUUCGGAGGAAAACUGGUGAACAGCUGGCUGUGUCGCCAUUUUCGGCUGAUGCGCUGUUGCUCAUCUUCCGCUCACUAUACAUGGCUAUCUCUCCAGCUUGGGUGCACUUUAGCGUGCGGCGCGCUGACCAUAUCCCGUGGUUAACCGGCGAAGGUCUCAACAUUAGGUCUUUGGGCGCUCAUGUUUCAAACUCUAGGUACUCAAAUGAAGUUGAUGCGUCUGAUGGUGAUACCCCACAAAUCUGGUUCCAGACUGCCGCCGACGAAGGCACGGCAGCAUACACAUCCCGGGAUAUCAACGGCCAUCUGUUCGCAGACAAGUCAACUCUGUCGCAAUCUAAUAUUGAGGCCAUUCGCAAGUGGCAUGGAAAGUGCAGCCUUCUCCACGAGCGCUGCAAUAGAACGCUAUCUCAAUGCGACUCUAUCGACGUGGAGCUAGCCGAAUUGCCAACACGGUGUAUUGAACUUCGACCUGUAUGUGGGAAUGAAGCUUGCGACAAAUGCGACUUACUGUUUAUCUUGGUGAGGACUGAAGGAAAGAAAGGGAAAUACUUUAUUCUGAGUCAUCGCUGGGGUCGGGAUACCUUCCUUGCCAGGACGACUAAAGACAACUACGAAAAUAGGUGCACACAUGGAGUCAGUUGCGACACUCCCGAUGGCAUCACACCCCUAUUCUACGAAGCGGGUCAGCUAGCCUUUCAGCUUGGUGUUAGGUACAUAUGGAUUGACUCUGUAUGUAUCGUACAAGAUGAUCCGGCUGACUGGAGGCGAGAGUCGGUCAAAAUGGCCCAGUACUACCAAUACGCAUGGCUCACCAUCGCUGCGACGCAUACUACUGAAGACGGCCGCUUAUUUCGCGACGUCACAGUAACGGACCUGACACGCGUCACACGGCUCCCGUAUCGAGGGGUUAAUGGGGAGCAAAAUGGCUAUUUCUACUUACAGGGAGCCGACGCUAAGGGCCUUGCAAACGACUAUAUAAACACGGUCGGUAACAGUGAGCUUACACGACGCGGAUGGGUAUACCAAGAACGUAUCCUCAGUCGUCGUCUGUUAGCAUUCUCUGCGACUGGGAUGUUUCUGCAAUGUCAGACCGGCGUGCCCCAAUCUGUUGUAGGUGACCGUGUGCAAUACGAUCUAGCUGAUGAAGAAGAAGUUGACGAUGAUGACGACGAGAACAAGCACCGGUAUUUCCAGGAGAGAGUCCGCAGGGAGAGGUUCUUUAACGAGAUGAUGCUGGGCAAUUUUACUACGCCAUCCUCGACCGUAUCCAGGUGGGAGGAGAUUGUUCAGAGAUACUCGGGACUGGAACUUACGCGAAUAGAUGAAGACCGCCUCAUAGCCCUAUCUGGUGUCGCAACUGAGUUCGGGCGUCGACUUCGCAGAUGGGAUAAUGACGACACUGCGAGCUCCGACGGUUGCGCAAACUCCGUUAACUCGCCGUACCUGAGCUACUUCGCUGGGACCUGGCUCCCUGACGUCCAGGGGCUCCUAUGGGAGCAAUCACAACCAGGGACUCGUGGUAGAGUCAGAGGGAUUCCCACAUGGUCCUGGGCGUCCAUGGCCACUCUGGGCCUCAAUUUUGAAAGCAAGAAUGUUUGGUCUGGCAUGGCCGUGCAAUGGGCCACGCUUGAUACGCCAUACAGGACGUAUCCUUCGUGCGAGUUGACAGAAAUGUUGCCAAUUCCCGUCACGAAGAAGAAGCUGCGCCCCAAUUAUGGUCGGGCGCGCCACUUCUGGCCUGAUAUUGAAUACGGAGACGGCAAUCUAUUUGCGAUGCUUGGUGUACGCGGGAUCCUAAUCCCAGUAUCCAUUCAUCACAAGUUUAGGGGUAGAGAAGAUGCCUUAGUUGCAGCGAAGCUAACUGAUCACAGAUCAGAUUUCGGCAGAAACAUGUGGCGGCGUGUGGCUACGCCUCAGGAAUGCCAGACUGUCACAGGUUGGGCAUCCGUGGAACAUCCGGAACUCCAAGCCGAUGAUGAAUGUCUAGCCAGUAACAAUAUCCUCGCAUUGGUGAUUGAGACUAUUGGGGGGAUAAUUGAGGGCUUCGGCAUGGGAAAUCUGAGAGAACGUAUGACAGCGUACAAGGUCGUUUAUAUACGGCCCCUGAAGGUCUAUGGGUUUGAAGACUCCUUUGAGCGGAUCGGCGUCGGCAGGCUCUUUGGGGAUGUGAUUGACUCACAAUUCCACUCUACGGAAAUGAAGGAUGUAUGGUUAGUGUAAUUAUAGUGCGACGAUAGGUUAUUGGAAGUACAGUUGAAAGAAUUCCUCACAUAUUAAGUUUAUUUCUACCGCUUUCUGAAAGACUCGAGUUAAAUGCUCAACAUGUCUGCAUUGAAAUGACGU
Xylaria bambusicola is the source of this 2634-nucleotide messenger RNA. Its product is annotated as heterokaryon incompatibility protein-domain-containing protein. Bases 100 to 2511 code for a protein of 803 amino acids. The record is from RefSeq and is a predicted model, not a curated record. Lineage: Eukaryota; Fungi; Ascomycota; Sordariomycetes; Xylariales; Xylariaceae. The transcript has a single exon.